AAAAAAAUAAAAUAAAAAAAAUAUUUACAUACGUGCACAUACAAUCAAGUGUUAUAUAUAUAUGUCAUGCAAAUUAGUAAUUUGUUGUAAUAACAAAUUAGUAAUUUGUUAUAAUAACAAAUUACUAAUUCGUUAUAACAAAUUAAUAAUCUGUUAUAACAAAUUAAUAAUCUGUUAAUAACCAAUUAUUAAUCUGUUUUAACAAAUCAUUAAUUUGUUAUAACACACUAAAAAAAGAUACUGCUGCGGCCCUAAUAUGCUUCCGUAGGAGGGUUGUGAUAACAUUUACGGCUGAUAUUCCUUUGUUGAGGCGCAACUCGAAUGCAAAGACUUUAACAUCAAAGCACACCGAGACAACACGAUACACACACCGACAGAUUGGAUGUUUUCAAGGAGGUCCGCGCUCGAUGUAAACAAAACAGCGAGUGCGUUCCGAGCGACUAGUAUUUACUGUUCUCGUGUCGUACGCAGUCAUGGCAGAUACAGCAGCUCCAGCAAAAAAGAAGGUUUCCAAGCCCAAGGUGCCCGCAGCGCACCCCAAGUACAUCGACAUGAUCAAGGCUGCCCUUGGGUCACUGAAAGAGCGUGGCGGAUCAUCUAAACAAGCCAUUCUCAAGUACGUGAUGGCCAACUAUAAACUGGGCAAUGACGCCAAAUCCAUCAAUGCCCAUCUCAGAAUGGCCCUUAAAAAUGGAGUCAAAAAAGGUGCUUUGAAGCAAGCCAAGGGUACAGGCGCCAGCGGUUCCUUCAAGCUUGGAGACAAGCCCAAGGCUGAGCAGAAGCCUAAAGCUAAGAAAGUAGCCAAACCAAAGGCUGCCAAACCUAAGAAGGCUGCUGCUGCCAAGCCCAAGAAGGCUGCCGGAGAGAAAAAGGUCAAGAAGACUCCAAAGAAACCAGCUGCGCCCAAGAAGGCCAAGACUCCCAAGAAGAAGACGGCAGCCAAGUCCCCCAAGAAGCCCGCCGCCGCCAAAGCCCCCAAGAAGGCCAAGACCCCCAAGAAGGCCGUCGCCAAGAAAUCCAAGACUCCUAAAAAAGCAGCCGCCAAGAAAUAAGCACUCUUGCAAUUUCCUGCAGAGUGUUUACUCCUUUAACAAAAGCCCUUUUUAGGGCUACCAACAUUUUUAGAAAAGAUGCCUUUCUUACACGUGUGAGAGAAACACAUUUCUCCAUCAUUUAAUAAGUGAAUACUGAUGCAAGCCAUUUGCUUUUUAACGUUUAUUCUGUUCUGACUUCCAAGUUGUUGGAUAAGAAAUAAGAUCGAGACUGGUGACAUGAUAAAUAAUAUUAUGACAACUGAGAAAAAAAAAGAGUUCAAAAUUCACACACACACACACAUAUAUAUAUCUAUUAUUAUUAUAUAUAUAAUUAUAGCAAUGUAGUAUAGUAUAGUACCCACUUCAUUGAUUCCUCAUUCCUUUGAGUAAAGCUAGCUUGAAUUCACCAAAUAAAUAUCUGAUCAGUGUCUAACAGUGACAAAAAGUGGGUUAUAUCACGAACAGAGUGACAAUACCUCAGAUUUAACCUUCGAAAUGAAAUAAACACUUACACAUUUUAAAAAGUUAUCCAAUGCUCAAAUGCACUGCAUGUUUUUGUUAUGAUAUGACAGUGAAGUAUAGGAUUUGGGGUCUUGAAAAAUUUACAAAGCUAUUUACUAAUUAGUCUCAACUAACUAGCACGAAUAACAUCAAAUCAUAUGCCAAUGGUGUUAGUCGCAACUAAUAUAUUUCAAUUAACAAAACCUUAAUGACUUUUUUCCAAUAUUUUGUAAAUUCCAAGAAUUAAAAUGAUUCCUGAGAAUCCAAUAUGUAAGUGUUUUCAUCUCAAUCCAAAUAUAUUUGAGGACUGCUUUUGUCGAAUACUAUUUUGCAACCUCAAUGUUAAAUGUUUAUUAUUACAAAUUUGAUAAUGCAACAUACAAAAAAUGGAGAAAAGACAAAAUUCUAUGUAUGUUCUCAAAAAUUGUCCAUUUUGAUUUCUACACAUAUCUGUAGGAAUGAACUGUCUUCAAUACUUAAGAGUACAAGACUGCCAGUCUGAUUGACUGCAUAUGGGCACAGGCGCCAUCCCUUGGCACCCUCUGUAUUCAGGACAGCAUUUUAUACUGUUUCAUUUUUACUUCCCAUAUUUGCAUCCGUGUUGUACUGUGCAUGUUUAAUUAUGAAUCACAAUUUCAGACCAAUGUCAAUAUAGAAAUCCGUUAAUAAUGAUGUGUAUACACCUGUGUGUGUGUGUGUGUGUGUGUGUGUGUGUGUGUAUAUGUAUAAUGCAAUGAAACUUGUACAUAUGUACAAUGACAAUUGUACAUGCUACCUGAGAGCCCUUGCUUGGUGAAUAAAUCCGAAUAAAAAUAUCUCAUUUUAAUGUAUAA
This is a messenger RNA of Ostrea edulis (European flat oyster), 2368 nucleotides long. RefSeq names its product histone H1-delta-like. NCBI's taxonomy places the organism in Eukaryota, Metazoa, Mollusca, Bivalvia, Ostreida, Ostreidae. Gene Ontology annotation, molecular function: double-stranded DNA binding; structural constituent of chromatin; nucleosomal DNA binding. The record is from RefSeq and is a predicted model, not a curated record. The transcript has a single exon. Gene Ontology annotation, biological process: negative regulation of DNA recombination; chromosome condensation; nucleosome assembly. Gene Ontology annotation, cellular component: nucleosome; nucleus. Bases 474 to 1052 code for a protein of 192 amino acids.